AUAUGAUCACUUUUCACAUGACCGAUGGUCAAUCGUCAUCGCCCGAACGCUGUCUUUUUAUGACAAUUUUGGGCUAAAAUACUAACUUUUAGUCCGUUUUGCGUCCAAUAGAUAUAGCCUUAAAAAUGGCGUUUUGCCGUGUGGUGUUCCCGUUAUUAGUUCUAAGUGUAAUUAGCUGUUAUGCAUCCAAAGUACCAGUGUUCAUGUGGGGCGAUUCGAUCAAGAGCUCCGUUAAAGCGAAUCCUCUUACCACAUACAGCAGUGAGGAAUUUGCUGCCGCAGUCGAGCAGGUAAUAGUACCGGGCACUCUGACUCUUGUUUUCAUCGAACCAAGACUGUCAGUAGAAGAUUUUUCACAGAAAAAUAGCAAUGGUGAAACAUCGUUCCCAUACUUGCAUGAUAACAUUGAUGAGGCAGUAUACCUGCCUAACGUGAAGAAUGCGGUGAAGGCCUUGAACCGUACUGCUGGAGACUCGGCCGCGAACAUUUACGUCACUGAGGAAUCGUCUGACAUUCUCGGACUAAACAAAUUGCACGGUGGUAAUUUCAUCUUCAUCCAUCUGAAUGACGCGCGCGACGGUGAGUCGCGGGAGGACAUGCUGCGCCGCCAUGAUGAUUUCAUGCACUCUACCAUGGGAGACAUGCCCGAAGAGCUGAACACUAUUGGUAUCUACACUGCUAACUACCCUUCAUGGACUAUCCCUGCCUCAAAGUCUCGUCCCCGCCGUGCUGUCGAAGAAAACGCAGCUAAAUCCCGUAUGUACACGGUGGACGGUCUCCGCAUGAUCACGAAAACCGUAAAAGUUAUUAGCGGUAAUGACUCAAGGACCUUAGGAGACCUUACGAAUCAUUCUUCCGAGCUAAACACUACAUAUGUAAACGCUACCUUCAUUUUUGACAAUACUACUCUGCUGCUGAAUUUCAAUGCUAAAGGAGGAUACUGGUUCUUCGACACAGUGGUCCUAACGAUUGGUGAUUUGACCGACGUGCUCUACCCUGAUGAGGAGGUGUUCGCUCUGGUAGACUUCUCUUACCGUUGUGCCCAGCACGUCAGCUUCUCCAGCAGGAACGAAACGAAGACUUACACUGUUGAUUUUGAGGAUUUGAAGGUCCAGCCAUUCUUCGAUAGCAAUACGACACAAGAAUUCGGUGACUCCUUCAACUGUGUCGGUUUCUUCUCUGCACCCAUCUGGGCUGGUCUGUUCGUUGUCUUCAUACUCCUCAGCAUCACCUUCUACGGAAUUAUGAUGAUGAUGGACAUUAGGACCAUGGACCGCUUUGAUGAUCCCAAAGGCAAGACUAUCACCAUCAACGCUGCCGAGUAAGGUUGUAAUAAGACGGUGUUUUAGUAUUUAGUCAGUUAAGUGAUGUUUUUUUGUAAUGACUUUUUGUUGAAAUGUCAAUCUGUUAUAUUUGGUAAUCAUGGGUAAUUUUUCUGUUUUAUAUGGCAACACUUUGUAGCCAAUGUUUGUGAUAAAUGUUUGUCUAAGAUUUGUCAAAUAUUUGUGACAAAUAUUGUUAAAAUUUAGUCUUUGAAUGUUCAUGUAUUUUUGUGAGAACUAAUUCUAAAACAUCGUUUUAAUUACAAUUUAGACUUAAAGUCAUGUUACUGGUGCCGUAGGAAUGUCAUUGUUCGCGUUCUGAGCUCAAAUCAAUUCCAAAACUAUUUAUUGUUAUAAUAUUAAUACCUAGAGGUUUAAGAAAUGAUUUUCGAUAUAUUUAAUAACUGUAACAACGGUGCCUCGACGCGUAGACAAUAGAUAAAGACUUAACGUUCAAUUCUAAAUUAAUCGAAUCGAAAGAACUCGAUUACUUUUUAUUCGGUGUUUAAAACGCAAAUAUAUACUCUUACCGCUUAUAUAAAAGCUUAUGUAUACUUUAUAUAUGUAGAAUUUAAUGUUAAGAGAGUUUGAGAACCGAAAAUGUGCCUCCGAUACAAAGAAACUUAGUGGGUGAUGAUAAUAUUUAUUAAAUAGAUAAAAAUAUAAAACGGGAGUGCGUAUUUAGACAUUGAAACAUUCCUAUCUUGUCAAAAUAACUGACUUAUGGAGCAAAACGGGCCAAAAAAUCAAUAUUCGAACUAACGAGCUAACCUUUUGAAUGCACCGAUAUAAGACACAAUAGGAAAUAUAUUGUGUCUCGCGUGGAUCCACUUAGACAGACGAAAGGUUAAAAUUGAUAUGAAAAUUUGCUCGAUACAAGUAUUAUAUUUUUGAAACUGCUGUAAAGUAAAGAAACUAAAUAUGCACUCCCUUUAUAAACUAAAUAGCCUAAAUUAGGAACCAUGGCCUUAUUACAAUGCAAUUAUUAAACACAACGAUAAUAAUAAACUAUGGAGCUUGUACUCAGCGCUUAGAUUUAGAAGGAAUUUAGGAAAAUUUUGACGAUUUGUUUAAGCUGCCUAAAAAGGAAAUGGCCUAUAAUAUUAUUACCAUAUACAUAAAAAUAGUCGUCGAAAUUUUUCUGCAAUUUCAUAGAUAAAAAAUAUUCAAAUCUUUUACCGACUUUUACGUAAAAUUGUAUAAUUAUAUGAAGAGUAAUAUGAAUGACAGAUGUAGUUUUGUAUACAGAAAAGUUGUUAUUGAAAAGAGAUCCCUCCAUUCUAGUGCCAAUUGUAUGUCCAUUACAUAAAGUUGGUAAAAUAAUAAUAUAUAAAAUAUAAUUGUAACAAAAAAUGUAUUUAUAAGAGUUACAACCUCAUUUGUAAGAUUUAAAUAUUUCCCGUUACAAUUUUUCCCCAUAUUUGGGUAACUUUUUUCGCUCUGACAACUCUGUGUGUGCCGCGAAAGUGAGUUGGCCAAAUAUUUUUUUGUAGUUUUUUUUUUCAGAUGUAAAUCCAUGGUUUUUUAGCUGUAAGCAUAAUCUUCAUAUUUUUCUUUUAAUUUGUAAAUAGUAUUGUUUUUCUGAAUUAUUUUACUGUUGUUUCGAAGUAUUAAAUCGUGAGACCAAUAUUU
This is a messenger RNA of Spodoptera litura, 2954 nucleotides long. RefSeq names its product Vacuolar H[+] ATPase AC45 accessory subunit (gene VhaAC45). Lineage: Eukaryota; Metazoa; Arthropoda; Insecta; Lepidoptera; Noctuidae. Gene Ontology annotation, cellular component: proton-transporting V-type ATPase complex. The record is from RefSeq and is a predicted model, not a curated record. Gene Ontology annotation, molecular function: ATPase activator activity.